CUGCGUCCAGAGCCAUCCGGUAAGAUGGUCCCCUCGCUUUGUCUCCCCUGAACGGAGUUGUUACGGUAUUCUUUUCUCGCUUCGGUACCGUCGAAAAUCUGGAAAUUGGGUUAAAGUGAGCCGCAUUUACUAGAAAGACGUGUCUGGGUUGGACAAGACAUGACGACAUUGAAAAGCAGGGUGGGAAGGCCCGUGCUUGCAUUUUCGGUGCAUGCCCAUGCAUUGGACCAUGUGUGCACUGCCGAGACUGCAAGGUUGCCAGGGCAACGUGGGGCAAUGAAAUAAGUGGUUCUGCAGUAACGAAGGCAGCUGAACCCGGUGGUGUUAGCGAGACAGAACUUGGAGUCCCUAAUACUCAGGUAAUCAAUCUGGCUUCUUCUGAAUUAAACCUAGAAACAAUGGCGGAAAAAGCAGAAGAGCCCGGUAGCUCAACAGAAACAAUUAAGCCCUCCUCCUCUCGCAACAAGAGGAAGCCUGCUACUGUCACUAAGCACACUGGACGCAAUGAAUCUGAUGUCUCAGCUGAUACUGAAAAUGAAGAUUUCACUCCAGAGACUAAUAUGGGCAGCACAUCCAAAGGCACUUUGGUGAUGAGGCCAGCUGGAAAUGAAAAUAAAGGUGCUAUGAAGCUACGAGUGGAUUUCAAACAGAAACGGACAGGUGAUACCUUGCCAAAGAAGGUAAACUGCACUGCUUGUGGAAAACAAGUAAACCAGUUUCAGCGCAACUCAUUGCAUGAACAUCCAGCUCUAAAAGUCCUUAUUUGCAAGUCAUGCUUUAAGUAUUACACAAGUGAUGACAUCAGCAGAGACUCUGAUGGGAUGGAUGAGCAGUGCAGGUGGUGUGCCGAAGGAGGCAAGCUCAUCUGCUGUGACUACUGCAACAAUGCCUUCUGCAAGAAGUGCAUUCUGCGCAACCUGGGCAGGAAGGAGCUCUCGACUAUUACUGAUGACAACUCAAAGUGGCACUGCUAUGUGUGCAGAUCAGACCCUCUCCAGGACCUCAUCUCUAAAUGCCACCGUAUUAUGGAAAACCAAGAACUUUUGCAGCUCAAACAGCGAAAAAAUGAUAAAACAGGGGGACAUGAAAGAAAGAGUCACACUAACAAAUCUGUCAAAAAGCACAAAGAAGUUGUCAAUGGAAAAGAACACGUGGAAGGCUCAGGGACCAUGACGUUUUCUUACAAAAAACUACAGGUACCCAAAGAACUUAUAAAGAAAGCAAAAAAGCUUGUGGAAACUACAACUGGCCUGAACAACACGUUUAUUCAGUUUAUCCAGCAGGCAUCUGAAGAGCAGGGAGAUAAAACUAUUAGGUAUCGGCACCUGAAAGCCUUUAAGGCAGUGCUUGCUGAUUUGAAAAAAGCCCACAAUGCUCUGGAGGAAGCUUUAGAGCCCGAGUUUAAAAACAUGGAUCUGCAGAAUGGUAAUGAAGGGCAGCAUAUUGUGAAAGCGUCUCCUGAUGUUGUGGCCUCUGUAGAAAAUGAUCACAAGGAAAAUGUGGUGGUUACAGCUAAUGAGGCUAAUGCAUGUGAGGAGCCAGAGCAGGAGCAGCAUAAGGAACAGGAGGCAGCACAUGAUGAAAGUUCAAAUGACACUGAGAUGAAAGACUGCCAAACAGACAAUUAUGUAAUCGAAAAGACUGUCAAAGCAGAAGUCUGUGAUGAUGGACCGAUAUCUGCUGGAGAAACAUCCCUGGACCAUGAUAUUAUGUCUGUACCACCUUCAGUUCCUGAGGAGCUUUUUCAAAUGGUAGAGAGUCUUGCAGAGUCCACCAUUUUGUCACAAACUGACCCAAAAACUGACCCGAAUUCGCCCGCAGACACUGACACAGAAUCUAAUGAAAACUCAACAGAUGCCCAACACCCACGGCCUAAGGUGAAGAACCUCAUAGUGAAACUGACCCCUGUGCCAGUUGUGACAACACGUGGGUCAAGAAGCUCCAGGUCCAGUAACAGAGAAAAAGAGGCAGAGCUGCAGAAAAAGUGUAAAGAAGAACCUGUGGAGGACAAAAAUGCUGCUGAUAAUACAGUAGAUGGGAUAGACGGCCCACCACCCAGCCGUCGCUCUAGUAGAGUGAAGACCACUCCCUUGAGGAAGCAAACUGACAAGAAGGGGGAAGCGGAGACCUCUGAGUCGGAGUCAGAAGAAGAUAAGAAGGCCAAAUCCAAAAACACCAAAAAAGACAACGGGAAAAAGACCAAAGCCUCAGAGACUAAGACAGUGGACUCAGACUCAGAUGAAGUUCCUCACGCACUGCUAGAGAAAGCAGCAGCAGACCACAGCACAGACGAGGACAAGGGCAACACAGGAGCAAAAAAACACUUCAAUCGUAACAUCACUUCAACACAAAAUACGGACAAAGCAUCCAAGCGUAAACGGAAGUCUGAAACCUCUGAUUCAGAUUUGGAAAACAAAAGUAAAAAGACAUCAAAGAAAACGAGACAUAAGGGCUCAGACUCCUCCAACUCUGAUUCUGAGCAGGAGGAGUCCAGGAGUAAAAAGAGCGCAGCAAAGAGGAGAUCUAACCGUGUGGAGAAGCAAGAUAAAAAAGAUAAAGAGAGAGGCCAGAAUUCAUCAGAGAGAAAGGGGGCUGAACACAAGCGGUCUUAUGAAAAGAAGCGCAAGGGAAGGAGCUCCAAGGCAGCUGCCAAGCUGGAUUCUUCCUCAAGUGAGCAUGAGGAGGAGGAACAGGAGCAGGCUGAAAGUGGCUCCGGAGAGGACAGUGAUGAGCAAAAAAUCAAGCCCAUUGUGGAAGAUAAUAUGGUGGAAGGCAGUAGACGUUUUCAUCAGUCCUCAGGAGAUGAAGUGGAUGAUAAAGAGGAUGCCUCUCAGAUGUGUGAAAUAGGUGACGAUGAUGACCCGGAAAACAGGAUUGCAAAGAAAAUGCUUCUUGCUCAAAUAAAGUCCAACUAUUCUUCUGGAGCAGAGAGCUCUUCUGAUAAUGAGGAUGCAGAGAAAGAUGAGAAGUCGUCCAACAAAGUUAAAAAAGAGAGUGAGGAUGAAGAAGAGCAUCAAGACGAUGUUACAGAAGACUCUGGUUCGGAUGUUGAAGUGAAGAAGCGUGGCCGACGCCACAGACUUCUUCGCCAAAAGCUCUCUUUGAGUGAGGGUGAAUCAGGAGAGGAGAAAUCUCCAAACAAAGAGAAGAGCAAGGGAAGCAAGAAGAAAUCAGGGCGGAAAGUUGACAGUGACGACUCUGACUCUGACUUUGAAAACUCAGAAGUCAGUGGAGAGUCAGGUGUAAGUGAGGAGGUUAGUGAGUCGGACAACGAUGGGAAGAGGCGAAAGACCAGAGCUGCAAAGAAGAAGGAUGAUGAGAAACAGAGAAGCUACAAGCAGAAGAAGAAGCGACGCAGGAUCAAAGUUCAGGAUUCCUCUUCUAGCAAUGAAAAGAGUGGAGAGGAAGAUGGUGACGACCAAGAUGGAGAGGGACGGAAAGGACGCAAAAAGAUCCGCAGAAUCUUGAAGGACGACAAACUGCGGACCGAGACGAGAGAUGCUCUGAAAGAGGAGGAGGACAGAAGAAAACGUAUAGCUGAGAGAGAGGCACUUAGAGAGAAACUACGUGAGGUGAUUGUGUUGGAGGAGUCUUCUCAGGUAACAUGUCCUAUCACAACCAAACUGGUGCUGGAUGAGAAUGAAGAGACCAAGGAACCCAUAGUGCAGGUGCACAGGAACCUUGUUACAAAGCUUAAACCUCAUCAAGUUGAUGGCGUUCAGUUUAUGUGGGACUGCUGCUGUGAGUCUAUGAAGAAGAUUCAGAAGUCUCAAGGCUCUGGAUGCAUCCUUGCUCACUGUAUGGGUCUAGGAAAAACACUCCAGGUGGUGACAUUCCUUCACACUUUGCUUCUUUGUGAGAAAGUUGACUUCACUACUGCCUUGGUGGUUUGUCCUCUGAAUACUGUCCUUAACUGGCUCAAUGAGUUUGAGAAAUGGCAGGAAGGAAUGAAGGAUGAAGAAACUUUAGAGGUGACAGAGUUGGCCACGAUAAAGAGGCCUCAGGAGCGAGCGUAUGCCCUCCAGCGGUGGCAAGAGGUGGGAGGCAUUAUGAUAAUUGGCUAUGAGAUGUACCGAAACCUUACACAGGGCAGGAACAUCAAGAGCAAGAAGCUCAAGGAGACCUUCCAGAAAACACUGGUAGAUCCAGGUCCGGACUUGGUUAUAUGUGAUGAAGGCCAUGUCCUGAAGAAUGAGGCAUCUGCUGUGUCUAAAGCGAUGAACUCAAUCAGGACAAGGAGGAGGAUUGUGUUGACUGGAACACCUCUACAAAACAACCUUAUUGAAUAUCACUGCAUGGUGAAUUUCAUCAAGGAAAACCUGCUUGGAUCAGUUAAGGAGUUCAGGAACCGAUUUAUUAACCCUAUCCAGAAUGGUCAGUGUGCUGACUCCACACCACAAGAUGUCCGGCUUAUGAAGAAGAGAGCCCACAUCCUCUAUGAAAUGCUGGCUGGCUGUGUCCAGAGAAAGGAUUACACGGCUCUCACCAAGUUCCUGCCUCCCAAACAUGAAUACGUUCUGUCGAUAAGAGUGACCCCACUUCAGUGCAAACUCUACAGAUACUACCUGGAGCACUUCACUGGUUUGGGGAAUGCUAUGGAGGGAGGCCGAGGCCGUGCAGGGACCAAACUCUUCCAGGAUUUCCAGAUGCUCAGCAGAAUCUGGACACAUCCAUGGUGCCUUCAGCUGGACUACAUCAGUAAAGAGAACCGGGGUUACUUUGAUGAAGACAGUAUGGAGGAGUUUAUUGCCUCAGAAACAGAAGAAUCUUCCAUGAGUCUGACCUCUGAGGAUGAAAGAAUUAAAAAGAAAAAGAAACAAGGAAAGGGCAAAAAGAAGGGCUCCGAUGAAUCGGACAGCGAUGAUGUGGAGGUGAUCAAGGACUGGAACACCAGCUCUCGUGGCAGAAAUGGGGAGGGCCGAAACAGGGCGGAGUCUGUAGAAAAACCUCAGCCCUCUGGCUCUGCACCUGGGAGUCCCUCUGCUGACUGGCACAAGGAGUUUGUUACUGAGCCUGAUGCUGAGAUCCUGGAGCACUCUGGAAAGAUGGUGAUUCUGUUUGAGAUCCUGCGCAUGGCAGAGGAAGUUGAUGAGAAAGUGUUGGUGUUCAGCCAGUCACUUAUCUCCCUGGACCUGAUAGAGGAUUUCCUUGAACUGGCUUGCAGAGCUAAAGAUGAGGAGAAAGUGUCUCCAUACAAAGGUGAAGGAAAGUGGUUCAGGAACAUUGACUAUUAUCGCCUGGAUGGCUCAACCAAUGCUACCACCAGGAAGAAAUGGGCAGAAGAGUUUAACGACACCAGUAACACAAGAGGCCGCCUGUUUCUCAUCUCUACACGAGCUGGGUCCCUUGGCAUCAACCUGGUGGCAGCCAACAGAGUCAUCAUCUUUGAUGCCUCUUGGAACCCCUCAUAUGACAUCCAGAGUAUCUUCAGAGUAUACCGCUUCGGUCAGCUUAAGACGGUCUUUGUCUACAGAUUCCUGGCGCAGGGUACAAUGGAGGAGAAGAUUUAUGAACGGCAGGUGACCAAACAGUCGCUGUCAUUCCGCGUGGUGGACCAGCAGCAGAUCGAGAGACACUUCACCAUGAAUGAGUUGGCUGAGCUCUACACCUUUGACCCAGACUUACUGGACGAUCCGUCAGAGAAGAAGAAUAAGAAGGCCACGCCCAUGCUGCCCAAGGACCUUGUCCUGGCUGAGCUACUGCAGAACAAUAAGGACCAGAUUGUAAGUUAUCAUGAGCACGACUCCCUGCUGGACCACAAGGAGGAGGAAGCCCUGAGCGAGGAGGACCGCAAAGCUGCUUGGGCUGAAUACGAGGCUGAGAAAAAGGGCUUGUCCAUGAGGACCAACUACCACUCAUCAUAUAACCAGAUGGACAUGGGCAACUCCAGCUACUUCUCUUACAGCAUGGCCACUUUGGCCUCCAUGACCAACCAGCAGCUGGAGGAUUUUAUUAAUCAGGGGCGACAGAAAUGCAUUGACGCAACAAAUGCAUUGAAGACUUUAACGCGAGAGCCACUGGAGGAUAUCAUCAGCAGAAUAUGGAAGGAGAACCCAUCCCUCACCGAGGAUCAGGUCCAGUCCAUGGCCCUAGGACGACAGGCCUCUGUGGAAAUGGAGAUCAAACGCAGGGAAGCUAUUUACAGGGACGUUCUCACCAGUCAGCAGACGCUGAUGAUGCUUGUGCAGAAGCUCAUCACCAACAGGAAGAUGCAGGAGCAGCAGCUGGCCAUGGCUAACCAGGCCAACUACCUGAACCAGCUGGCGCUGCAAAACGGCAUGCUGGGUGGUAGUGGGAUCAGCCAGAUGGACCUACUGGGGCUUUACCAGCAGCUCCACGGCAUGGGCUCCCAUCAGGGCAUGGGCAAGAAUCCUGGGCCCUCCAAGGGCCUCUAGGUCAAAAGGACACUUCCUCAACCCCCCAGCCCAACUUGUCAGCUCCAAGUGGCCCAGUCCAAGCGAGGCCCUGUAUCAAUGCGCUGAGAGACCACUGGAAAACUCGAAGCAAAACCACACAAACCAUGGGUGGUGUACUUCUGAGAUGCUGUGGUCCACGGGGGCCUCAAGUGGGACACACUCAGUCUUUUAUUCUGUAGUUCACUGAGAGAAGGUGGGAGAUGAUGUAAAAACGACUGUGUGAAAGGUCUGUUCAGUUUUAACAGGAAAAAAAUGUAUAUACCGCCUUAAUGUUACUCAAGUUCUAUAUUCAUUUUCUUGUAUUUAAAGACAAACAAGUUUUAACCCCCAAUGCUUUUAGGCAUUGUGUCGUUUUCCCCUUCAAAAAGGGUUUCCUUAUUAUUUAAGCUCAGUAUUUUCUACUGUUGUUUAUGCCUAACUAAACCUGAGUGGGACCAGUGUUGUUGGUGACAGGACUGCUACAUGAUAAUUAGACCCACUAGAUUAUUCCAGCAAAGUCUAAUCACGCAGAGAGUCCUGAUCCUUUUUGGUAGGUGAGUGAAAUUGAUAACGAAAACAGAAAAAAUGGCCUUAUGUUAUUUCCUAAAAAGCUGUAAAGUUCUGAGGUUUGUUGAGAAUCUUUUCUAUGCUUUUAAGUGUUUACAUUAGUCGUCGCUGAACAUAGUAACGGAAUGCUUGUGUUGUUCAAAUCUGCCUGCUGGUUCCUAUGAACAUUUUGUAACAUUCUCAUCGUCACGUGUUGUCUAGCGUAGCGUAGCGCAGCGCCGCGUCUCUCCAUUGUUCACGUUCCCCUUGUGUUGAUCCCACGUUCCGGUGACUCGGUCUCACAGGGCGGCUCCGGCUCAGCCGUGGGCCCCGCUCUCUCUCUCUCUCUCUCUUCGCUCGCCCGUGGAAGGCCGAGAUGCGCGUCUCCCACGGCUGGUCCGUUUGGGCCGCUUCGCGAGACGCGUCGUCCUCAGCGCUCGUCUCACCGGGCCGACGCCAGGCUGCCUGGAGUCUACUUUGGCACAUUCUUACUCGUAAUCGCUUAAACUGGUGUAGCUGUUAAACACAAAGAACAUAUACAUUUACACGGAGACGCCUGUUGUCUCUCGUUGGCUCCUGUGUUUGCACAAGGUGUAUUUAAUGUAGAGAAACUUUUUAGCCCUCUUCAGAUGUUCUUAUGUUCGCAAACACACCAAUGUAAUUUGCCAUUUUGAUUCUGCUAUUAUCUUGAUAAGUAUUUAAUAUAACAUUUAAUAAAGUGACCAAAAAGACGA
Messenger RNA from Betta splendens (Siamese fighting fish), 7675 nucleotides. RefSeq names its product ATRX chromatin remodeler (gene atrx). The transcript has 35 exons. Gene Ontology annotation, cellular component: nucleus. Gene Ontology annotation, molecular function: ATP binding; ATP hydrolysis activity; ATP-dependent chromatin remodeler activity. The record is from RefSeq and is a predicted model, not a curated record. NCBI's taxonomy places the organism in Eukaryota, Metazoa, Chordata, Actinopteri, Anabantiformes, Osphronemidae. Bases 399 to 6395 code for a protein of 1998 amino acids.